AUGGCAGAUAAAACCACCGUCGACAACCCCGAGGUAGGAACACUAGAUACGUUUUUAUCGCAAAAUAAGGCUGAAAAUACGGUAGAAAAUACAGGUCAAAACGAAAUAAACAGUACUAAACCUGAUAAAGCAAGCCCAGAAACGGACGAAAAUACUCUGUCUGUCUCGACAAACGACCCAUCCUCUCGUCCCAAAAGAUCAGUAAAACCCACCGAAAAGUCUAUCGAAAACAGGGUUCAGUCUGAUCACUCAAAACUUGACAAAUUGUGGCGAAACACGUCAACUGCUGUGGGCAAAUUGCAAGAAACACCCGAUUCGCUAAAUCAAAUAAAAUCCCAUACGUCAGAAGUACGUUCGCUAUUCCACGAGUACCACACCGUUUCUUUGUCGCUCUUAGAGUUUCUCGCUAACCUCAGCGACCCCAAACACCAAAAAGAAUACGAAACAUUGCAUAAACUCGUAAAUAAUCGUAGCGAGUACAUUCAUACAGUAAUAAACGAAGCAAACGAGCGGAAAAAGGAACUUUUGCUUGAAAUUAACUCUGUCCACCAUUCCCGAAUUUCCUGUAGUUCUCGCAGCUCCGCAACAUCCUCCACCGCCGCUCGAGCUCUUGCAAGAGCUGAGGCUACAGCGGCACUAAAGAAGGUAGAAAUGCAAAAAUGGCGAUCAUUGCGAGAGUCCCAGUCUGCCAUGGAAAUACAACAACAAGAACUUGCCCUUGCCCAAAAGAAAAUGGAAGAGAAAUCCCGAAUGGAAAGUUUACUAUUAGAAGAAGAAGCAGCAGUCGCCGUUGCUAAAGCUCAGGCAAUAGAUAAAGAACUGAGCCUCGUAGAUCAUGAAGAUCCUGAACACUUUGACCUACCCCAAGACGAUCCUGCGGAAAGGGUCCAAAACUAUAUAAAUUCGCAACGCUUCGAAGAAUCUAACAUUGGCCAAGACUCUAGUCCCCCGGUUCCAAAUCAUGUCAUUGGUCCACAACUCCCACAGAAUGCCAACCAUCCUAAUCGAGAAAAACCACCCAACCGAAGACUAGACCCGGCGGCCAACUCGUUUAUCCCUCAACCACAGAACUCUGGGACAGACCCCAGUACAAAUGCUAUAAGCUCUUACAUCCAAUUCAUGGCACGCAGAAUUACAGUGUGCUAAGAACGACGGCGGAUACAGAGGCCUCAGAAUCCUCGACGAGCCCGCUUACAUUAAACCUGUCAUUGCGAAGCUCCCUGGCGAUAUCCAAAGCAGAUGGCAAAAGCACGCCUUUCGAUAUAAGAAACAACACGCCGAGGUGGACUACCCCCCAUUUUCCGAGUUUGUCACCUUCAUCCAGGAGUUGUCCCUCGAAAGAAACGAUCCUAACCUGAUCAUAGAGAUUCCCGAGAAGAAGAACACAGGUAUGCGAAACCCGAGCUGGCGACAAGAAAUUAGUGUAAAAAAGAAAUGAGAUCGAGGCCCAAGAUUGCAGAGUCGGACACGAUCCCCCACCUCGUAACCCUACGAACUGGUGCAUUGUCCACCACAAAGGGCACCCAUUAAGCAAGUGUAGAGCUUUCCAAGCCAAGCCACUCGAUGAAAGAACCACAAUACUAAGAAAGAACAGAGUAUGCUUUCGCUGUAUUGCAUCGUGCGAUCACCUCGCGAAGGACUGCAAGGCCAAGGUCGUGUGCACCGAAUGUGGAAGCAACAAACACCUCGCCGCACUACACGUUGACGGUGAGCAAAGGCACGGCGGGGAGCAGGUAGCAAAUAAAGACCAAUCCGAUGAUGGCGCUAACCCUCGACAAAACCAGCACGCGGGAGAGAUUACAACCAAAUGCACCGAAAUAUGCGGGAACUCCCCCGGUGGGAAAUCAUGUUCAAAAAUCUGCCUAGCCAACAUAUACGUCACCGGACAUCCAGAAACCAAAGUGAAGGCGUACGUGGUAAUCGAUGAUCAGAGUAACAGUUCUCUAGCAAAAUCCGAACUGCUCGAUCGCCUAAACGUUCACGGUCAAGCAACCUCGUAUUCGCUUAGAACAUGCGCCGGAACAACUCAGAUUCGAGUCAGUACGAAUAAAAGUCAGUACGAAUAA
Paramuricea clavata is the source of this 2066-nucleotide messenger RNA. The record is from the annotation of a GenBank genome assembly. Lineage: Eukaryota; Metazoa; Cnidaria; Anthozoa; Malacalcyonacea; Plexauridae.